Molecule: messenger RNA, 3660 nt
Organism: Malassezia japonica
Lineage: Eukaryota; Fungi; Basidiomycota; Malasseziomycetes; Malasseziales; Malasseziaceae
Gene: SKI2
Product: Antiviral helicase ski2
Exons: 2
Coding region: 1-3660 (1219 amino acids)
Biological process (GO): nuclear-transcribed mRNA catabolic process, 3'-5' exonucleolytic nonsense-mediated decay
Cellular component (GO): Ski complex
Molecular function (GO): RNA binding; RNA helicase activity; ATP binding
Source: RefSeq, a predicted model, not a curated record
AUGAGUGCGGCGAUGGCGCACGACGAGGCGGCGCUUGACGCGCUGCUUCGCGACGUUUCGCUCACGCCCGGCGGCCCUGACGUCGAGCAGUGCCGGGAAAAGAUCGCCGAGACGCUGCUGACGCCCAAAUGGCGGCCCGAGCAUGCUUGGAUGACGCACGCCCAAGAACACUGGGCGCGCCCCCCCAACUAUGAGUCGACGCUGGCGAUGGAUCCCUCGCCGAGUACGACGUCGCUGCAGUUUGUGCGCUCUGGGCUGCACGGCGCCGUCGUCGGCUACCGCGAAGUGGUCUCUACAACGUCGCUCCAGGAGCUGUACCAAGGCGCUGCGCCCAACAUGUCGAUGCAGCGCCCUAUGAAUGCGACGCACACGUUUGUGCGCGGCAAGUCGGGGGCGUCUCCCUUCCGCCCCGGCGGCCUGGACGACGAUGCGGUCGCACCGGAUACCCUUGCCGAGACCGACGAGCCGCUGGAGGACAUGGCCCUCCGCCGCGUCCCCCCCGGCUUCACGCGCGGCCUGGACACGGCUGCGGGCGAGGGCAUGGGCGCGGCGCCCGAGUGGGCUGAACGCCUUGCGUCGAAUACCAACCCCCUGGACCGUACCGUGAUCACGACCGGCGACGAUGGACUGUACCGCAUGCCCGAAAACGCGCCUGCGCCACAGAACGAUGAUGCGGUGGUCGACGAGAUGCUCCCGGUGGAGUCGAUUCCGCGCAUGUUCCACGGCGUGCAGGCGCAGCAGCCCGAAGAGAAGCGCGAGUGGGCGCAUGUCGUCGACGCCAGCAAGCAAAUGACCAACUUCCACGAGCUGGUGCCCGACAUGGCGCACGUCUUUCCGUUCGAGCUGGAUACCUUUCAGAAGCAGGCUGUCUACCACCUGGAGCGCAGCGAGUCUGUGUUUGUCGCCGCGCACACCUCCGCCGGCAAGACGGUGGUAGCCGAGUACGCGAUUGCGCUCGCGAUGAAGCACAUGACGCGCUGCAUCUACACGUCGCCGAUCAAGGCGCUCUCGAACCAAAAGUUCCGCGAGUUUAAAAAGACGUUUGGCGCGGAAAAUGUUGGUAUCCUCACCGGCGAUGUGCAGAUCAACCCAGAGGCGCCGUGCCUGAUUAUGACGACCGAGAUCCUGCGCAGCAUGCUUUAUCGCGGUGCAGAUCUCAUCCGCGACGUCGAGUUUGUCAUCUUUGACGAGGUCCACUAUGUCAACGACCAGGAGCGCGGCGUCGUGUGGGAAGAGGUGAUUAUCCUUCUUCCUGCGCACGUCAACAUUGUGCUCCUCUCUGCCACGGUGCCGAACACGAAAGAGUUUGCGGGCUGGGUCGGCCGUACGAAAAAGAAGGACGUCUAUGUCAUCUCGACGCACAAGCGCCCUGUCCCCCUCGAGCACUUUAUCUACGCCGGCAAACAACUGCACAAGAUCGUCGAUGCGAACGGGCGCUUCCUCUCGGGCGGCGCACACGAGGCAUUCGAGUCGCUGAAGCCCAAGCAGGUGCGCGAGCGCGAGGCGGCGGGCGUGCGCGGCAAGCCGCCGCAGCGUGGCCGCGGCGCGCCGCGCGGCGGCGCCGUUACGUCCGGCCGCCGCGGCAUUGACCGCUCCGUGUUUGUGCACCUCGUCGGCCUCUUGAAGAAGAAGUCGCUCUUGCCUGUCGUCGUCUUUGUCUUUUCGAAGAAAAAGUGCGAGGAGUACGCCGACAGCCUGUCGAGCACCGACCUAUGCACUGCGAAAGAAAAGAGCGAGGUGCACAUUGUCGUCGAGCGCAGCCUGAUGCGCCUCAAGGACGCCGAUCGCGAGCUGCCGCAGAUCCAGCGCAUGCGCGAGAUGCUCAGCCGGGGCAUUGGUGUGCACCACAGUGGUCUGCUGCCGAUUAUGAAGGAGCUGGUCGAGAUUCUCUUCCAGCGCGGCCUGGUCAAGGUGCUCUUUGCGACCGAAACCUUUGCGAUGGGCGUCAAUAUGCCUGCGCGCUCCGUCGUCUUUUCCGGCGCGCGCAAGAACGACGGCACGGGCUUCCGUUUCCUGCUCCCGGGCGAGUACACGCAAAUGUCGGGUCGUGCCGGCCGCCGUGGCCUGGACGCGACGGGUGUCGUGAUCCUCGUGGCCUCGGACGACAUCCCCGAAGUGAACGGGUUGAAUAAGAUGCUCCUCGGCCAGUCGAGCAAGCUCAAGUCCCAGUUCCGUAUCACCUACAGCAUGGUCCUCAACCUCUUGCGUGUCGAGGCGCUCAAGGUCGAGGAAAUGAUCAAGCGCUCCUUCUCGGAGAACUCGACGCAGCGCCUCUUGCCCCAGCAGCAGGCCAAGCUCAAAGAGGUCGAGGGCAAGAUGGCGAAUAUGGAGAACGACAUGAAGCUGCUGUCGCUGCCCUAUGCGCAGCUCGAGCGCCUAUACGACGCGUCGCGCGACGCAGUGCAGCUCAACGAGACGCUGCUGGCGCUGGCCUACCACCAUUCGCAAGGCAGCAAGUGCCUUGCCUCGGGCCGUGUCGUCCUCUUGCGCGACGGCUACUUUGACCACGCCCCUGCGUUCAUCGUGCGCCCGGUGACCGGCGAGCACUUUUUGGUGCUUGCCGUGAUUCCCGAGUCGAAGCGCAGCGUGAACAGCAUCCGCGCCGACGCCGUGCCGCCGAUGUGGAUCUCGUCGACGAUCGCCGAGCCGAUGCGUGCGCCCGACCUGAUCCCUGUGAUCCGCGAGGUGCCGCUGAGCUCGAUUGCGUUUGUCACGUCGUUUGUCGAAAACAUCCCUGCGCCCUCGAUCCAGACGCGCCGGCCGUCGGCGAUGCGCCGUGCGAUGGAGCUUAUGCGCCCCGCGAUCACGGCGAUUGUCGAGUGCCUCGACGCGGCCAAGAGCGACGCGCCGACGGCCAUCACCUCGCUGGAAGUCGACUGGGCGCGCCUGCGCCGCAUGGACUUCCAAGAGGCCAAGAACGCACGCGAUCUGGCGCUCGCCGAGCUUGUGCCGCUGCAGGGCCUCGUGUCGGAGCCCAACUUUGCACGCGACUACCAGCGCAUGCAAAAAUUCAAGGAUCUCGAGCGCAAGGCGGCCAAGAUCAGUGCGUCGCUCUCGGACCAGAACCUCGACUUGUUGCCAGACUACCACCAGCGUGUCGACGUGCUGAAAGCGCUGCGCUUUAUCGACCCCGAUUCGGAGACGGUCCUGCUCAAGGGCCGCGUGGCGUGCGAGAUGAAGAGUGCCAACGAGCUGAUUCUCACCGAGCUGAUCCUUGACAAUACCUUUAUCGAAUACGAGCCGGAGGAGAUUGCGGCGCUCCUCUCCGUCUUUCACUUUAAGGAAAAGACGCUCGACGACCCGUCGCUUCCCGCACGGCUCAAGGAGGGCUUUGACCGGAUUGUCGACGUCGCGGACCGCGUGUCGGCCGUGCAGACCGCGCACCAGCUCAGCACGGAGGACGACGCAUCGUCGCUCAAGACGGGGCUUAUGGAGGUCGUCUACCACUGGGCCAAAGGCACCGAUUUCCAGACGAUCAUGCAGAUGACCGACGUCGGUGAAGGCACGAUUGUGCGCUGCAUCACGCGCCUCGAUGAGACCUUCCGCGAGGUGCGCGACGCGUCGCGUGUGAUUGGCGACAUGGACCUCCUGCAAAAGAUGGAGACGUGUCAGCAGCUGAUCCGCCGCGACAUUGUCUUUGCGGCGAGUCUCUACUUUUAG